UUUAUAAUGUGCUUUAAUUUUUUCACUAGUCAUGAAAAACCUAUGAAUAAUAAAACAAAGUCAUGUAUGUGUCUUCCUUUAUCAUGCUUAAGUGAUAAAUCAUGCAAAGAAGAGUGUGAAAUAAUGAAACUUCCCAAUGAACAAAGUGGCUUAGAUUUAUAUGAUUGUUUUUUUGGGGAUGAAAUGCCUGUAUAUGUAGGAAAGUCUCAUGGAAGCUCAAAAAAAUCAAAUAAAGAUAUACAAGUGAAUAGUAAUGCAUUAAAAGAUAUUUUUGAAAUAAAUCCUCAAUAUGAUGAUGGAAAUGUAGAAGAAAUUAUUAAAGGAUUAUCAAAAAAUACAUCAAGCUUAAAAAAUCUUAAAUUAAAUAAAUUAUUUGAUAAUCCUCUAGAUAGAGAAAGCAAAUGUACUGAAUUAAUAACAAUGAGUAUGAAUUCUCAACAAAUGCUUGGAAAGUAUGGCUUUAAUUUAUUAAAUCGGGAACUUGGAACUAUACCAGAAAACGAGGUUUUACAUUGUUUUUAUACAACAUAUAAUAGAAAACAUGUUCAUAUAUAAUAAAAUUAUAUAUGAAAAGAAAUAAUUAACAUGUUUUUUUUUAU
Messenger RNA from Pneumocystis carinii B80, 599 nucleotides. RefSeq lists its product as hypothetical. The transcript has 2 exons. Lineage: Eukaryota; Fungi; Ascomycota; Pneumocystomycetes; Pneumocystales; Pneumocystaceae. The record is from RefSeq and is a predicted model, not a curated record. Bases 7 to 555 code for a protein of 182 amino acids.